Molecule: messenger RNA, 673 nt
Organism: Bursaphelenchus xylophilus (pine wood nematode)
Lineage: Eukaryota; Metazoa; Nematoda; Chromadorea; Rhabditida; Aphelenchoididae
Source: the annotation of a GenBank genome assembly
AUGGCAAGACUUUCCGAGGAUGCCAGUUCUGGAAAACGAACUAUCCAGUUUGGAAAGAACACUCUGCCAAAAGGAGCUCGGGUUGAGGUUAGUAUGAAGGAUGGAAGUAUUUUUACGGGUCAAGCAGUGCUGUAUGACAGCUCAAUUAAUUGGUUUGUGUUGGUGGAAGAGAAAGAUCAUUAUUAUGAGAAAUUACUCAUUAAUUACGAACAUGUUGAUCAGGUACAUCAGUUUAAUUUUAUUUAUGGAUAAGGUCUGUGGUUUAAGCGCUGUGAGCGAAGCUCCUGAAUUGAUUGGAAACGACGAAGAGUUGAUGCACAAAGCCGAACAGCGACUUCAGAAAGCCUUAGCGGAGAAGAAAUACUUUUGCAGCGAUCAGGCUAGCCAGAGGGCAGUUCAGACGUUCAUGGAGCUCAAGAAAAUGUAAGAAUCUUUUAUUUUUGUAAAUUUUAUCAGUCUUAAUUCAGUCGAAUGGGCUAAUAACGACAUCCUUGUAAUGGACGUGGUUCGAAUUAGCCCCCCUUACCGUCCUGAUAGCUGUGAGAUGAUCACCAAAUCCAGACAAGCUGAGGAUUGUCUAAAUCGAGUGAAGAAGAUUGUAAGUACAAGGUUGUUUUUUAAGUCACAUUUACAGUUGGUUCAAGUGAUUGAAUGUAUCGGAAGUCAAGAUUAA